This is a messenger RNA of Fragaria vesca subsp. vesca, 1483 nucleotides long. Its product is annotated as delta-aminolevulinic acid dehydratase, chloroplastic-like. NCBI's taxonomy places the organism in Eukaryota, Viridiplantae, Streptophyta, Magnoliopsida, Rosales, Rosaceae. The transcript has 12 exons. Gene Ontology annotation, cellular component: cytosol. Gene Ontology annotation, biological process: heme biosynthetic process. The record is from RefSeq and is a predicted model, not a curated record. Gene Ontology annotation, molecular function: zinc ion binding; porphobilinogen synthase activity. The coding region runs from base 1 to 1269 and encodes 422 amino acids.
AUGGCUUCGACGUUCGUCAAUGUGGGACCAAUCAAGGGUCUGGAUUACGUCGGUUUCCGACCCUCCAGACCUCUCAAGCUCAAUUCGGGUCGGACCCAGUUCGACCCAAGACCGCUCCGCCGCCUGAUUGUUAGAGCCGCCGACGGCGACGGCCAAGUUGGGAAGACCCGGAUGAGCGACGCCGAGUGUGAGGCUGCCGUCGUUGCCGGAAACGUGCCGCAAGCACCGCCAGCGCCGCCUAAGCCCGCCCCGCCAGCUGGCACUCCGGUGGUGCCUUUGCUUCCUCUUAGUCGCCGGCCCCGUCGUAACCGGAGGUCACCGGCGCUCAGGGCGGCGUUUCAGGAGACAAGCUUGUCCCCUGCGAAUUUUGUGUACCCACUUUUCAUUCAUGAAGGUCAGGAAGACACACCUAUUGGGGCAAUGCCGGGGUGUUAUCGGCUUGGGUGGAGACAUGGGCUUGUCGAGGAGGUCGCGAAGGCUAGAGAUGUUGGUGUUAAUAGCAUUGUGCUCUUCCCCAAAAUCCCAGAUGCUUUGAAGAAUGCAACAGGUGAUGAAGCCUAUAACAAUGAUGGUUUAGUGCCUCGAUCAAUCCGGUUGCUUAAGGACAAGUUCCCUGAUCUGGUAAUCUACACUGAUGUUGCUCUAGAUCCAUAUUCCUCAGACGGCCAUGACGGUAUUGUUAGGGAAGAUGGAGUUAUAAUGAAUGACGAGACUGUACAUCAAUUGUGUAAACAAGCUGUUUCUCAGGCCCGAGCUGGAGCAGAUGUGGUUAGUCCGAGUGAUAUGAUGGAUGGUCGUGUAGGAGCUAUUCGAACUGCUCUUGAUGCUGAAGGUUUUCAUCAUGUUUCUAUCAUGUCCUAUACAGCCAAGUAUGCGAGUUCAUUCUAUGGUCCAUUUAGGGAAGCACUGGACUCAAAUCCACGUUUUGGUGACAAGAAAACUUAUCAGAUGAACCCAGCAAAUUAUAGAGAGGCUGUGAUUGAGGCAGGUGAAGAUGAGUCUGAAGGAGCUGAUAUCCUCCUGGUGAAACCUGGUCUGCCAUAUCUAGAUAUCAUAAGAUUACUCCGGGAUAGCUCUUCUUUGCCAAUCGCUGCAUAUCAGGUUUCUGGUGAGUAUUCAAUGAUCAAGGCUGGUGGUGCUCUCAAAAUGAUUGAUGAAGAAAAGGUUAUGCUGGAAUCCCUGAUGUGUCUACGAAGGGCUGGUGCUGACGUUAUCCUCACAUACUUUGCCCUGCAAGCUGCCCGAAGUUUAUGUGGUGAGAAGAGCUGAGAUUUGGAAGAUACAAGAUUGUUUAUUGGGGAAAGCCAUCAAAAUUUUCUUGAUUUCGUUUUCUAUUUGGUAGUAGAACUUUAGAACUGAGUUGAAUUGGAAAUGAGGUGUAAUGGACAUCGUUUUUGUUACAAAGCUUGGGUAAAGGAAUGUGACAUAAUGGAAAGGUGUGUGCUGUCUAAAUAUCAAGCACUAUAUCCUCUUUAUUCUGUUC